AUGGGAGAUGUCAAAGAAUCAAAAAUGCAAAUAACACCUGAAACUCCAGGAAGGAUUCCUGUUUUAAAUCCUUUUGAAAGUCCUGGUGAUUAUUCUAAUCUCCAUGAACAAACUGUCUCCAGUCCUUCUGUUUUUAAAUCGACAAAAUUACCAACUCCAGGGGAAUUUAGAUGGUCUAUUGAUCAACUAGCUGUAAUAAAUCCUGUAGAAAUAGACCCAGAGGACAUUCAUCGUCAAGCUUUAUACCUAAGUCGUUCUCGAAUAGAUAAAGAUGUGGAAGACAAAAGACAAAAAGCCAUUGAAGAGUUUUUCACUAAGGAUGUCAUCGUACCCUCUCCUUGGACUGAUCAUGAAGGGAAGCAGCUUUCAGAGUAUCAUUCCAGUAAAUGUAUCAACACAAAUAAUGAAUCUCCGGUUGGAAGAAAGCUGACCAUCCAUUCUGAGAAAAGCAAUGCUGCUUGCCAGACAUUGCUGUCUCUCCCUGUGGAUUUUAAUUUAGAAAAGAUAUUAGGUGACUAUUUUAGACCUGAUGAAUUUGCAGAUCAGUCUCCUGGAAACCUCAGUUCUUCAUCCCUCAGAAGAAAGCUCUUUUUAGAUGGCAACGGAAGUAUCUCUGACUCCUUACCUCCAGCUUCUCCCAGAAGUCCUCAUAGUGGUGCCCAGGCGUCACUUGAGGUUUUUUGUUCAAUAGAGUUAUCUCCUGUGCAGUGUAGGAGCCCUGUGCAGACCCCGAGUUCGGGGCAGUUUUCUUCUAGCCCUAUUCAGGAUAGUGCAAAAAGAUACAGUUUGGGAAGCGUCACCAAUCCUUCGCCAGUUUCUUCACCCACUUUCUCACCAGUUGCGAUUCAAAUAGGAAAGACACCACUCUCAGAACAAAGGAAGUUUGCUUUUCAUUCUCCUGAUGCUUCAUCUGGAACCAAUUGUAAUGGGAUUACCAAUCCAUAUAUCAGAAGUCCUUACAUCGAUGGCUGCUCACCAAUUAAAAAUUGGUCUCCUAUGAGACUGGAGAUGUGCAGAGGAGGUGCUCAGUAUCGGACCUCCCUGAUUCGGGUCCCUUUCACUCUCGAGGCUCCUGGCGAAGAUGAAGAAGACCAGGCAGCGGUUCCUUCCACCGACGCUUCCUCCCCAGCCACGGGCCUCGCCGGAGUCCCCCUGCCACAGUUGGGCAGCGACACUUCGCGCAGCACGCGCUUGGUGGUGACCGCCAUGUCCAUCACCCAGAGCCAGUCCGGAGCUUCGGAGAAAGAACUGGAACUGCUGCAGGAUGUGGAGAGUGAGAAGGAGAAUAACACUGUGGAUAUGGUCGAUCCCAUCGAGAUAGCGGAUGAGACCACCUGGAUUAAGGAGCCGGUUCAUAAUGGGAAUUUACCCGCAGCGGAUUCCGUGAGCGGGAUGGCAUUCAGUAUUGAAAACUCUCAUAUGUGCUUGUCACCUCUCGCAGAAAGCAGUGUCCUUCCCUAUGAAAGCAGUAACAUUCAGAUGGAUAGUGGCUAUAAUACACAGAAUUGUGGAAGCAAUAUUAUGGAUACCGUUGGAGCAGAAAGUUACUGCAAAGAAAGUGAUGCACAAACCUUGGAAGUCGAGAAUAAAUCUCAAGUUUUUAAUACAAAGCAAGAUCACUCAAUGCAAAGGUGUUGGAUGAAAACUUCAAACCUGCCUCAAUGCAGCAGUCCUUAG
Messenger RNA from Rangifer tarandus platyrhynchus (Svalbard reindeer), 1677 nucleotides. NCBI's taxonomy places the organism in Eukaryota, Metazoa, Chordata, Mammalia, Artiodactyla, Cervidae. The record is from the annotation of a GenBank genome assembly.